GGUAUUAUAUCGGAGCCAUUGAUCAAACAUAGCAUCGAGGGGAAGUGGUAUGAGUACGCUGAUGCAGAUCGAAGUGAUGCCAACGAGGCAGAUAAGGAGCAACUCUCAAAAGUCGAAGAGAAAGCGACGUAUCUUCUUAGCCGGGAUAUUGAUGUUCAUAAUCAGUGUCAGUUUUCAUAUUGCCUUCCAUUGGAAAUAUUCCUGGUUUCGAAGCAACCACUGAAGGAAGGGGAAUAUUUUUGGUUCAGAAUGGAAUCUAAGCGAAAUGCCUCCGAAGCAGGCUGGUUGAAUACGGUGAUUGUGCAAGGAACUGCGGGCGAUCGAAUAAGCGCUAUGCAAAUGUUUAUUCAACGAUCGCCUGUUCACGCACUCUCACAUCUGAACACGCUUGUGUCCAGAGUGCAGAAAAAGAAUCCUCGAGAGGCAUUCUCUAUUUUGAGUGUUCUGAAGGAAUUAUUUAUCAACGAGAUUCUACCGCCAACACGAAAACUGAUUCCUCUUUCGAAGAGACCCGUUGGUGAACUGGAGAAGCAGUUGGAGAAAGGUGAAAAAGCUGCAGAGCGACGGUUGAUUAUGUGGAAGUUUGAGUCGGAUUUAAAGAAACUCUAUGAGAAUUUUGUGAUGGCACUGGAGAGUCUUUCAAAUGGAAUGGUUGUGAACGUUUGUGCGGAAGCAUGUCGAGCAGCACUGGAUUUGUUGAUUGAACGACCUGAGCAGGAACAGAGGCUAUUGACAUUGUUGGUGAAUAAAUUGGGCCAUCCGAAUCGUAAAUUUGCGAGUCGUUUAGUUGGAUAUUUAAUGAAACUGACCCAGAAACAGCCCAAUAUGAGGCCGAUUGUCGUGAAAGAAGUGGAGCGUCUUAUUUAUAGAAAGAACAUCUCAUGUCGUGCUCAACUCUACGCAGUUACGUUCCUUGCGCAAAUGCAACUGAAUGCUGGCGAUGUGGAAUUGGCCGCCUCACUUCUGACAAUUUAUAUUGGUCUCUUCCGAAUUUUGAUUGCGAAACAAAAAAUAGAUGAUAAGAUUAUUUCGGCACUGUUGACUGCAACGAAUCGUGCGUUUCCAUAUGCGAAAAAUGAAGCCGAACGUUUGACGAAAGAAAUCGAUACUCUGUACAAAGUGUUACAUCAAUCAAAUUUCAACACUGCGCUUCAAACAUUGAAACUUUUACAUCAGUUAUUGGUGACGAGUGAAGGCAUAUCGGAUCGUUUCUAUUCAGCUUUCUAUCGAAAACUAUUGGACGUUGAGCAUAGUGCCAAGCAGCAAAGUCAAUUGUUCGGAUUGCUUUAUAAAACAAUGAAGAAUGAUUCCGAAACGCAACGCGUUAUUGCGUUCAUUAAACGAAUGUUGCAGUUGUCCGUGAAUCGGAGUGCAGCAUUCGCAGCUGCAACUCUUGUGGUUAUAUCGAAAUUGAUUGAAGAGCGACCAUCCUUAAUAUUGGUGUCAAAGUCGGCCAAUGUAAGUUAG
Molecule: messenger RNA, 1467 nt
Organism: Anisakis simplex (herring worm)
Lineage: Eukaryota; Metazoa; Nematoda; Chromadorea; Rhabditida; Anisakidae
Source: the annotation of a GenBank genome assembly